UGGUCGCUCGCUCUCCCUCACUUCACUUCACUCAUGGCUUCUUCGUUUCUCUCCUCCACUCCCCUCACUCUGCUUUUCCUCUUCUUCACUUACUCUUACUUCGUUCCUGCAACUUCCGUUGAUCAGACACUGAAGAAAACUUUCAUCUUCCUCGUCGACUCUCAAUCUAAGCCUUCCGUUUUCCCAACCAGUUACCACUGGUACAGUUCUGAGUUCGUCUCAGAUCCUCUUCAAAUCCUCCACACAUACGACACCGUUUUCCAUGGCUUCUCUGCUGUGCUUUCUCCAGAGAGAGCAGCUUUUCUCGGCCAAAAUCCUUCUAUUUUAGCUGUUAUUGAGGACCGUCGCCGGGAACUGCACACCACGCGGUCUCCUCAGUUUCUUGGACUUCGCAACCAGCAAGGGCUCUGGUCCGAAUCCGACUACGGAUCUGAUGUUAUUAUUGGAGUGUUUGAUACUGGUAUCUGGCCUGAGAGGAGGAGUUUCUCUGAUGUCAAUUUGGGGCCGGUUCCAACCAGGUGGAAGGGCAUUUGUGAGACUGGAGUCAAAUUCGGCCCCAGAAACUGUAAUAGGAAGAUAAUCGGAGCUAGAUUUUUUGCCAAAGGACAUGAAGCUGGGACGGGAUCUGGGGGUCCUUUGGGCGGAAUUAAUGCGACCGCUGAAUUCUUAUCUCCGAGAGAUGCGGACGGUCACGGAACCCACACGGCGUCCACUGCCGCCGGACGAAACUCUUACCGUGCAAGUAUGGAGGGGUACGCUGACGGAAUCGCGAAAGGUGUGGCGCCAAAGGCGCGAUUGGCGGUAUAUAAGGUUUGCUGGAAGCAAAACGGUUGCUUCGACUCUGAUAUCUUGGCUGCUUUCGAUGCCGCCGUUGCCGAUGGAGUGGAUGUCAUAUCGAUUUCCAUCGGAGGCGGUGAUGGGAUCUCCACACCUUAUUAUCUUGACCCGAUAGCAAUUGGCUCUUACGGGGCCGUUUCGAAGGGGGUGGUCGUGUCUUCCUCGGCUGGUAACGAUGGGCCUAAUGGGAUGUCAGUGAUGAACCUCGCACCAUGGCUUGUCACGGUCGGUGCGGGCACAAUUGACAGAGACUUUCCCGCAGAUGUCAUUCUUGGAAAUGGGCACAAGGUCUCUGGGGUGUCUCUGUUUUCGGGAGCGCCAUUGAAGAAUCAAAUGUACACUCUGGUUUAUCCUGGGAAAUCGGGGGUCCUCUCGGACUCACUUUGUAUGGAGAAUUCUCUUGACCCGAAUCUCGUGAGGGGCAAAAUCGUGGUCUGUGAUCGUGGAAGCAGUGCGAGAGUGGCUAAAGGUUGGGUGGUGAAGAAAGCUGGAGGAGUAGGCAUGAUUCUUGCCAAUGGAAUCUCCAGUGGUGAAGGGUUAGUGGCCGAUGCUCACCUUUUGCCUGCUUGUGCUGUGGGAUCGAACGAGGGCGAAACACUCAAAUCUUACAUUUCGUCGAACACAAAUCCGACGGCAACCAUUGAUUUCAAAGGAACUAUACUUGGUAUCAAACCGGCUCCGGUUGUGGCUUCCUUUUCUGGUAGGGGACCAAACGGAAUGAACCCAGAGAUUCUCAAGCCGGACUUGAUUGCACCAGGAGUGAACAUCCUUGCCGCUUGGACCGACGCCGUUGGUCCAAGCGGAUUGGACUCUGAUACACGGAAAACAGAAUUCAACAUUCUUUCAGGAACUUCAAUGGCCGCUCCUCACGUGAGCGGUGCAGCGGCCUUGCUCAAGUCUGCACACCCUGACUGGAGCCCAGCCGCGAUUCGUUCUGCAAUGUUGACCACCGCUAGCUUAAUAGAUAACCGGAAGAUGCCCAUGACUGAUUCAUCAACCGGCAAGCCAUCGACUCCCUAUGAUUUUGGUGCUGGGCAUCUCAAUCUUGGUCUCGCGAUGGAUCCAGGACUCGUCUAUGAUAUCACCAAUGCCGACUACGUGAACUUCCUUUGUUCAAUUGGGUAUGGACCAAAGGUAAUUCAGGUGAUCACUCAUUCACCAGCCAAGUGUCCAGCAAAAAAACCAUUGCCGGAGAAUCUAAACUACCCUUCCAUUACCGCAUUGUAUUCGACCUCAUCUGCCAAGACUCAGAGCAAGACGUUUAUUAGAACCGUGACCAACGUGGGUCAGCCGAACUCAGUUUACCGGGCAACAAUAGUGUCACCGAAUGGUGUAACAGUGGCCGUGAAGCCAGCCAAGCUAGCCUUCACUGAAGCGGUGAAGAAACAGAGUUUUAUUGUGACGGUUACUGCAGAUACCCGAAACAUGGUGUUGGGUGAUUCGGGUGCUGUAUUCGGGUCAAUUUCAUGGUCUGAUGGUAAGCAUGUGGUUCGGAGCCCCAUUGUGGUUACUCAAAUGGACCCAUUGUAAACUGACAAGAAGUAAGUGAAAAGUAGAAGUGAAGUGUACAACUUGCUACACUGCAUAGUUUAAGAUGCUAGUGUGUGAUGGUUCCUCUGUUUUGUUGCUUAAAAUCCCCUCUCCUUGGCAGCAUAAUAGGUUUUAGCUGGGCAAAAGUGGUUUUGAGGGAUGCUAUCUUCUUCUUCUUUUUGAUCUUUUUGAUGAUGCUUUGUUUUUAAUGUAAUGUUGUAUUUAUAAACUAGUGAAGUUUAUAUGUUGGGAAUAGUGUUACUAUAUCUUAACUUUGUUU
Messenger RNA from Tripterygium wilfordii, 2647 nucleotides. Its product is annotated as subtilisin-like protease SBT1.6. The record is from RefSeq and is a predicted model, not a curated record. Gene Ontology annotation, biological process: proteolysis. The transcript has a single exon. NCBI's taxonomy places the organism in Eukaryota, Viridiplantae, Streptophyta, Magnoliopsida, Celastrales, Celastraceae. Bases 34 to 2367 code for a protein of 777 amino acids. Gene Ontology annotation, molecular function: serine-type endopeptidase activity.